CUCCAAGGGAACCCAGACUUCAAUUCAUCUCCCUCGCUCAUUCCAGUCCAAUCCUACCUUUCAAUUACGCAAAACACGCUCAUAGUGUUUGCAUUGGACAUCCGGCACCAUGGUUCGCGCUUCAUCCUACCUUGGCUCCCUCGCCGUCCUGGCCGCCUCGGCGAUGGCCAAGGAGAUCCAGAUGAACGAUGCCAUCUCCGCUGAGUUCUACGACUCUGGCAAGGUCCACGAACAAGUCAUUGCUGCUAAGAAGGCCGAGUUCGCUCGCCAGAGAGAAGCUGGUGCCUACAACAGUGAGGUCUGGCCUGAGCUGGGUUACACACCUUGCGUCAACGGUUGGGCCGAGGCCGUCGUUGGAGACAGGAACAACACCUUCAGGUGCAACAACGCCGACUUGUACUCCUUCGUCAGCCACGCUGCCCUUGGUGGGCCCCUUGCUGAGGGUUCAUCCUCCUGGGGAUGGACCAACGACGAUGGACGUGAGUUCGUCGCCAUCGGACAGUACGAGGGUACCGCUUUCGCCGAGAUCCUCUCGGACGGCAAGCUCGUCUACCUCGGCCGCCUGCCCCAGUACUCGGCGCCCUCCGAGUGGCGCGAGAUCCGCUCCUACAAGCACUACAUGGUCAUCGGCUCCGAGGCCGUUGGCCACGGCAUCCAGAUCUUCGACAUGAAGAAGCUCCUGGACAUUGACCCCGCCAGUCCCGUCGUCUUCGACGCCAAAGCCGACUUGACCGGUCACUUCAAUGCCCUCUUGCCCCUGGGCCGUGCUCACAACGUUGUCAUCAACGAGGAGCUUAACUACGGCGUCGCUGUCGGUGCUGCGCCCCGUACUGACCCCCUUUGCGCCGCUGGUCUGAACUUCUUCGACCUGACGGACCCCGCCAACCCAGUGUCUCUGGGUUGUGCCAAGGAUGAUGGGUACGUUCACGAUGCUCAGUGCUUGGUUUACCGCGGACCCGAUAAGCGCUACCAGGGCCGUGAUAUCUGCUACGGCUACAACGAGGACACCCUCACCAUCUACGACGUUACCGACAAGGCCAACGUCACGAACAUCAUCUCCCGUAUCUCGUACGAGGGUGCUUCCUACACUCACCAGGGUUGGGUCCUUGACGUGAACAACCAGGAGUUCCUUGUUCUCGAUGACGAGCUUGACGAGGUUCGCGGCAACGGCCCUGGCGGAGACGGCUACCCCGUCACUUUCAUCUGGGACAUCAGAGACCUUGAGAACCCCAAGCAGACCGGAGAGUUCAAGCACCCCACCAAGGCCAUUGACCACAACCAGUACGUCAUCGACAACUACAUCUACCAAUCCCACUAUGGCGCCGGCCUCCGCGUCCUCGACGGUACCUCCAUCCCCACCGACCCCACCGGCGCUGGCGUAUGCGAGGCCGCCUUCUUUGACAUCUACCCCGAGGACGACGACUUCGAGGGCGGCGGCUACGUCGGCUUCGUCGGCACCUGGUCCUCGUACGCCUACUUCCCCUCAGGCUACAUCUUCAUCAACACCAUCGAGCGCGGCGCCUUCGUCGUCAAGUUGACCGGCAAGGACUGCCCCAAGGCCCCCGUCUGCAACGCCGACAACUGCCUGCGCUCGUUCCGCGCCACCUCCGUCCCCGGCCGUCUCGAGGAGUCGCAGGCUUUCUGCAAGUCGUUCUUGAGCAAGCCUGUCAAGGAUGCUAGUGUUCUUCCCGCGCACGCUGUGCAGAACUGUGCCAAGGAGGAUAAGGUUGCUCAGGCUAGCAGUGCCUGCGCCUGCUUGCCUGCUGCAACCGCUGCUCCUUGAGCUAUAUAAUGAAGAGAAGGAGAGACGUGGAAACGUUAGAUGAUAAUGCGUGAUGCGACGUAAAUAAUUCUUAGUACCUAGUUUACCUUCUCAGUUGGUUGCCCAUGAUAUAUGGCUUCUGAGAGUAUAUUAGCAACAAUUGAUGAAUGCAGCUCUGAAGACAC
Colletotrichum godetiae is the source of this 1947-nucleotide messenger RNA. RefSeq lists its product as uncharacterized. Gene Ontology annotation, cellular component: extracellular region. The record is from RefSeq and is a predicted model, not a curated record. Lineage: Eukaryota; Fungi; Ascomycota; Sordariomycetes; Glomerellales; Glomerellaceae. Bases 110 to 1783 code for a protein of 557 amino acids. The transcript has 5 exons.